This is a messenger RNA of Rhododendron vialii, 1032 nucleotides long. RefSeq lists its product as uncharacterized. NCBI's taxonomy places the organism in Eukaryota, Viridiplantae, Streptophyta, Magnoliopsida, Ericales, Ericaceae. The record is from RefSeq and is a predicted model, not a curated record. The coding region runs from base 93 to 782 and encodes 229 amino acids. The transcript is spliced from 2 exons.
AAAGCCCAAAAACAGGAAUGUCCAUUCGCAGAGCCAAGGGAUGAAAAGGAUGAGGGUGGGGUGGUGAAUGGCGUGAUAGGUAGGAGUCAUUUAUGCGUGUGCGGAUGAGACGGUUUUAUAACAGACCACAGACUCUCUUAAAACCAUUGCUUAGCGUGUCAGCAAUGCUUUAUAAGCUAGCUCAUCCCUCAUUCUUCACCAAACAACACCAACAACAAACAACCUUAGAGAGAGAGAGAGAGAGAGAGAGAGAGAGAGAGAGAGAGAUGGAGAGAUCAGCUAAUAACAGGAAGAGAGCAAGAGAAGACGAUGAUCAUCUGGCGGCAAGCGUUGCAAAGAUUAAGCCAGAUCUCAUCAAUGCUCGUGGCUACUAUGUCCAUCGCGCGUUUGAAACGACGGACAAACAACACAGCUUCGAUAGCAUCUUCGACACGACUGAGACAGGCUACAAUAACAACAAUGCGGCCUGUGCCGAUGUAGAGGAAGGGUUAUUUGAUUUUCCAUGGUUGAAAGAAGUACUCUACAAGACGCUUCUGAUUCCAAAGCAGAGGAACAAAAUCUUUGCCAUUUUCCAAAGCUCCUUAAUUUUGAUGAUGACGAUAAGAAGAAGAAGAAGAAAAACAAUUACGAGGAUGACCUACUACCUCCGUCAUUCCAAGCCGAUCAACUUGAAGGCCCGGACUGGAUUUGUAGCUGUGUGUUUGAUUAGAUCCAACGAUCGCAUGUUUAUAUGUGUCAAUAUUCGACUUAAGAUGGGCCGGAUCCUUGCAUGGCAUGCAUGAUGAUCUACAUGAUCAGUUUUGUUCUGAGAGUAGGUAGUUAGUCAUGGGUCUUUCAUUUAUAUAUAAUCUUUUAAAGUCCAAGGAUGUGAUUUAAUGUGCAUGUCCCAACUGAGUCGAGGCUUAUGAGUAUUUUAGAAGAAGUGAAAUCGUGUAGGUGCUUUUUGUGAUGCUAUCAUGCUCUGGGUCCUUUUAAUCGUUGUAUUAUCUGUUCGAAAAUUAAUAAAUUCCUUUUUUGCCGAGCUAAAAAAAA